Messenger RNA from Teleopsis dalmanni, 4101 nucleotides. RefSeq lists its product as uncharacterized. Gene Ontology annotation, cellular component: ribonucleoprotein complex; nucleus; cytoplasmic stress granule. Gene Ontology annotation, biological process: RNA processing; positive regulation of translation. NCBI's taxonomy places the organism in Eukaryota, Metazoa, Arthropoda, Insecta, Diptera, Diopsidae. Gene Ontology annotation, molecular function: RNA binding. The record is from RefSeq and is a predicted model, not a curated record. The transcript has 4 exons. The coding region runs from base 338 to 3943 and encodes 1201 amino acids.
UCUGUGCCUUAAUAAUUUACUAAAUUUUGUUUAAAUAAAUGUUUUAAAUCAUUAUUGCUGGAAACACUAUCAGAGCAAGACGAGUCUAAAAAAAACGUCAGUGUACUUCUUCACGUCUAUUGUUAAAUUCAAAAUUCUCAAAUCACAAUCAAAUUUGUGCCGAACACUUGCAAUCACCCUAAAAAAGGACAGUUUAUCAAGCAGGAUUUCUCUAUUGCCAAUAAUAGUAAACUUCAUUGACAUAGAUUUUUCUUUCAGUUCCUGAUUUCCAGUACAAAUUUUGAAUUCGUUGAUUUGUGGUUAUUCUUCGGAAAUUUUUAACUUCUAUUCAAUAGUAAUGGCUGAAAAUAUUGAACGUAAUGUCGAUGACACUAAAGUUAUAGUUGGUAAUGAGCUAAACGCCAAAAUAAAAUGCGCGGGUUUUAAGGGGUUAGACGGUUCUAACAAAUUAGUUUGCCCUGGAGAAAUAAUCGAUCCUGUUGAAUUGGCUACUUCUACUAAAAUUGCCAGCUCUGGAGAACUAGUUGAUUCUACUGAAUUAGCCGCAAGCUCUGCCGAAUUGGCAAAUUCUAUUGAAUUAAUCAGCUUUAAAAAACUAUCUUGCGCACGUGAAUUAACCUCUACUUCUGCUAAAAUAGCAGGCUCUGGUGGAUUAUUAGGUUCUGGCGAGUUGGCAGGUUCUACCGAAAUAGUCAAGAAUAUUCAAAAUCUAGCCGCUUCUGUUAAAAUAGUUACAAAUUCUGGUGAAACAGUAUGCUCUAACAAAUUAGUCAGCUCUGGAGAACGUGUCGGUUCUGGUGAAUCAGCCGCUGGUUCUGGUGAAUUAGUUCCCUCUUCAGAACUAGCCGGUUCUGGUGAAUUAGUCGAAAAUUCUGGUGAAUUAGUAUACUCUGGCAAAUUACUCAGCUCUGGAGAACUUGUCAAUUCUGGUGUUUUAGCCGAUGGUUCUAGCAAAUUAAUUAGCUGCUCAAAACUAACCGGUUCUGGUGAAAUAGUUUGCUCUGGCAAAUUAAUCAGCUCUGGAGAACUAGUCAGUUCUGGUGAAUUAACCGCUAAUUGUGGUGAAUUAGUUCGCUCUUCAGAACUACCCGGUUCUGAUGAAUUAGUCGAAAAUUCUGGUGAAUUAGUAUGCUCUGGCAAAUUACUUAGCUCUGGAGAACUUGUCAAUUCUGGAGAAUUAGCCGAUGGUUCUAGCAAAUUAAUUAGCUGCUCAAAACUUGUCGGUUCUGAUGAAAUAGUAUCCUCUGGCAAAUUAAUCAGCUCUGGAGAACUAAUCAGUUUUGGUGAAUUAGCCCCUGGUUCUGUUGAAUUAGUUAACUCUUCAGAACUAGCCGAGUCUGGUGAAUUACUCGAAAGUUCUGGUGAAAUAGUAUGCCCUAGCAAAUUAGUCAGCUCUGAGGAACUUGUCAAUUCUGGUAAAUCAGCCACUGGUUCUGGUGAAUUAGUUAACUCUUCAGAACUAGCCAGUUCUGGUGGAUUAGUCGAAAGUUCUGGUGAAAUAGUAUGCUCUGACAAAUUACUCAGCUCUGAAGAACUUGUCAAUUCUGGUGAAUUAGCCGCUAGUUAUGAUGCAAUAACAGGCUCUGAUAAAUCAAUAGAUUUUGCCUAUUUAAUGGGUUCUAGCAGUUUCGUAAAUCUUAAGGGGCUAUCUACAUCUGGUGAGUUAGUCGCAAGUCCUGGCGGUACAAUAUUUUCUGGCAAGCAUAUCAACUCUGAAGAACUAGGAAAUUCUGGAAAAGAAGCCGCUUGUUCUAACAAAAUAAUAUGCUCUUAUGAAUCAGCUGGUUCUGACGAAUUGGAAGAUUCUAACAAAUCAUCUACCUCUAAAAAACUACCCGCUUCUGGUGAAUUAUAUGCAAGUUCUGGUGGAACAAUAUGUUCUGGAAAAUUGGUCAGCUGUGGAGAAGUAACCAGUUCUGGAAAAUUAGUCGCUGAUGCUGGUGAAAUGACAGGUUUUGGUGUAUCAGCAGGUUCUGCCGAAUUAGCCAGUCCUGGUAAGCUAAAAGAAGCCGCUAAAUUAACAUAUCCUAGAGAAGUAGCAGGUUCUGACGAAUUAAGCGGUUGUACUGAAUUAUCAGGUUCUAUCGAAAUUUUCAAUUCCGGAGAAUUAAUCGGUUUUGGUGAAUUAGCAGGUUCUAUUAAAAUAACCGGUUCUACUGAAAUAAAAGGAUCUAUUGAAUUAAUUGGUUCUAGCGAACUAACCAGUUCGUUCGGAUUCGCAAAUUCUGACGAAUUAGAUGGUUCUACCAAAUUUACCAGUUCCGAGUUAGGUGAAUCUACCAAAUUAACCGAUACUAGUGAAAUAGUGGAUUCUAGUGAAUUGGCAAAUUCUACCGAAUUAGCCGGUUUUGGACAACUACCCGAUUCCAGUGGAUUAGCAGAUUCUAUCAAAAUAACCGGUUUCACUGAAUUAGAAAGUUAUACUGUAUUAGUUGGUUCUGGUGAAUUAAGCACUUCCGGUGAAUUAGCAAAUGCUAUUGAAAUGGAUGGGUCUAACAAGUUAAUAAGUUCUAAUGAAUUAGGAGGAUUCGCCGAAUUAAUUGGUUGUGGUGAGCUAACUUGCACUGGUGGUAUUGGUGAAUGUUCUACAAAACUGACAAAUUUUGACAAAUUAAAUAUGUUUACUGAAUUAGCUGGUUCUGCCGAAUUAGUCGGAUGUGGUGAAUCUGCAGGUGCUGGUAUAUUAGCAAAUACUGGCGAUUUGGAUUAUUCUACCAAGUUAAUCAAUUUUGAAUUAGGUGGUUAUACCGAAUCAACCGGUGUUGGUGAACUAACAGAUUCUGGUGACAUAACAGAUGCUGCUGAGUUAGCUGGUUCUGUAGAACUAACUGGUCCUGAUGAAUUAGCAGCUUCUUCCGGAGUAGCCGGUGAAUUCUCAGGUGGUGCUGAAUUAUCUGAUUCCGAAGAAUUAGCAAGUUAUGUACAAUUAGCAAAUUGUCAUGAUGCCUUCAGUCCCUUACUUCAAAAAGCCAUUGUUCGUCAGGUAGAACACUACUUUGCUGAUGACAGUUUGUGCUGUGAUAAGUAUCUCAUAUCUGAAAUGCGUAAAGACGAUGGCUGGAUUUCCAUUGAAAAGUUAAUGACCUUUAAGCGACUCGCAGCAUUAAGUCAAAAUUACGAAACAGUUGUUAAUUCUUUAUUACAAUGCGAUAAGAAUUUAAUUGUAGUUAGUGAUGAUCGCAAGAAAAUACGUCGCCACCCAGAUCGUCCUAUACCUGUAUAUACAGAAGAACUACGCAAGAAUAUCGCCGACCGUACUGUUUUUGUAAAAGGCUUUCCAUCCCAUCUGGAAAUGAACGAACUCCUUGACUUUUUUGCCACUUUUGAAAAGGUUGGAAACAUUAAAAUGCUCAAAAGUUUUGACAAACGCAGUAACAGUUUCAAAUUUUGUGGAAGCGUUUUUGCAACCUUUAAAGAAAAGGAAGACGCUAAGCGUUUUAUUGAAAAAGACAAGGUAACGUACGGUUUCGCAGAAUUAUAUCGUUCAUGGCAAAACACAAAUCAGAACCCAAGAGAGCGGAAUGCUUUUGAAAAGUAUAAGAAGAGAGGAGCCCUUAUUGCCUUUGGUGGUAUAACUGAAAAGGUUACACAAUCUAUGAUUCGAGAUGAAAUCGAACGUGCAGGCAAAGUUGACAGUUGUGCUAACGGAGGUAAAGGAGAAUUUGCAGUCGCCUUUGUUUCCUACUUUCCUGGAGAUCGUGGUGGUUAUAUAGGAUUUUUCGAUAACAAUGCCGCUUAUAAGUUUGUUGGAAAAUUACAAAAUAACCAAUUCAGGAUCAAUAACGUUAUAUUAUCAGUACGUGUUGUCCCGGAAAACUGUCUAAUUAAGGGUUCACCCGUUGAAAAAUGGGCCUUUCGUCGUCCAGAACGCAAUUUAAAUGGUAUGUACUAUGAUGAACGUCCCACUGCUUCUAAAAGUGUUGCGCAGAUGAACCAGAAGUAAAAAUUAUUCGAAAAAAAGUUUCCACGUAAAUAACAAAAAAAAUUUCGUAAAAUAAUUUAUUAAUGCAACUAAAUUUCACAAAUAAGUUUAAAUUUUUUCACGAUGCAAACUAACAUGUUUUUUCCAAAUAUUGGUCAUACCUAAAAGGUAUUAUCAUU